Solanum dulcamara is the source of this 2296-nucleotide messenger RNA. RefSeq names its product anaphase-promoting complex subunit 8. The coding region runs from base 288 to 2018 and encodes 576 amino acids. Gene Ontology annotation, cellular component: anaphase-promoting complex. The record is from RefSeq and is a predicted model, not a curated record. Gene Ontology annotation, biological process: cell division. The transcript has 4 exons. Lineage: Eukaryota; Viridiplantae; Streptophyta; Magnoliopsida; Solanales; Solanaceae. Gene Ontology annotation, molecular function: protein binding.
UUUUCCUUUAUUUAUUUCUUCAGCUACAAAACUUUAUUUCGUUACUUGGAUGCAAUCAAGAAUGGAGUACAAAAUCAUAUUUCAUCCAGCGCAGCAAUAGCUACAAGUACAAAAAUUUGAAAAAGCAGCUAACCCGCGCAGUUGUCUUCCACCUCUUCUCCGGCGGCUACCUAAAUUCGUCCAUUUUUUACCCCAAUUUGCGUUCUAACUCCGGCGAGCCCUUCCUAUCUUCUCCAUCAAUUGAAUAGUUUGUAUGUACAAGUUUUACUACUACACAGAUCCAUCGAAUGGGUAUUAAUGAAAACUGCAGAAACGAGCUCCGAGCGGCCGUCCGUCAGCUCAGUGAGCGCUGUCUUUACUCCGCCUCAAAAUGGGCGGCAGAACAGUUAGUGGGAAUUGAGCAAGACCCAGCAAAGUACACCCCAUCUCAUACAAGAUUCCAGCGUGGAAGCUCCAGCAUACGCCGCCGGUUCCGCACAGCCACGGAAGCCGCUUUCACUUCCACCCCUGCUGCGGGAGUAUCCCAUGUCUCCACGCCGCCUAUACUGGAGGAUGACAACGAAGCCAUUGACAGCGAUUUUUACCUGCUCGCCAAGUCCUACUUUGAUUGUCGGGAGUACCGGCGGGCAACCCACGUGCUCCGUGAUCAGACUGGCAAGAAAGCCGUGUUUUUGCGCUGUUAUGCCCUUUUCUUGGCCGGUGAAAAGCGAAAAGAAGAAGAGAUGAUAGAACUCGAGGGACCCUUAGGCAAGAGCGAUGUUGUGAACCAUGAACUGGUUUCUAUUGAGCGGGAGUUGUCUGCACUUCGAAAAAAUGGAAGUAUUGAUUCCUUUGGCCUUUACUUGUAUGGUCUUGUUCUUAAGCAGAAAGGCAGUGACAAUCUUGCUAGGACAGUUCUUGUUGAGUCAGUAAAUAGCUACCCGUGGAACUGGAGUGCUUGGUCUGAGCUGCAGUCAUUGUGCACCACAGCUGAGACAUUGAACAGUUUAAAACUUAAUAACCACUGGAUGAAAGACUUCUUUCUAGCUAAUGCUUACCAAGAGCUUCGUAUGCACAGUGAGUCAUUGGUGAAAUAUGAAAAUUUGCAAGGGACUUUCAGUUUUAGCAAUUACAUCCAGGCCCAGAUUGCUAAAGCUCAGUACAGUCUUAGAGAAUUUGAACAAGUAGAAGUUAUAUUUGAAGGACUUCUAAGAAACGAUCCUUACAGGAUUGAAGACAUGGAUAUGUAUUCCAAUGUGCUAUAUGCAAAGGAAUGUUUUUCAGCCUUAAGUUAUCUUGCACAUAGGGUAUUUUUGACGGAUAAAUACAGGCCAGAGUCUUGUUGCAUUAUUGGGAACUAUUACAGUCUGAAGGGGCAGCAUGAGAAAUCUGUAAUGUAUUUUCGGAGGGCUCUUAAAUUGAAUAAAAACUAUUUAUCAGCUUGGACACUUAUGGGUCAUGAGUAUGUAGAGAUGAAAAACACUCCAGCAGCAGUUGAUGCCUAUAGGCGGGCUGUGGACAUAAAUCCAUGUGAUUAUCGAGCCUGGUAUGGACUAGGACAAGCAUAUGAGAUGAUGGGGAUGCCAUUUUAUGCUCUUCAUUAUUUUAAAAAGUCAGUGUUCUUGCAGCCAAGUGAUUCUCGAUUAUGGAUUGCAAUGGCCCAGUGUUUUGAAACAGAACAGCUUCAUAUGCUUGAGGAGGCAAUCAAAUGUUACAGAAGGGCUGCAAAUUGUAAUGACAGAGAAGCAAUUGCACUUCACCAGCUAGCAAAACUGCACGCUGAACUGGGUCGUUCCGAAGAGGCAGCAUUUUACUACAAGAAAGAUUUGGAGAUUAUGGAAGCUGAAGAACGGGAAGGUCCUAACCUAGUUGAAGCUUUAAUGUUUCUUGCAAGAUAUUAUAAAGCUCAAAAGAGAUUUGAAGAUGCAGAGGUUUAUUGCACCCGCCUUCUAGAUUAUUCUGGCCCAGAGAAGGAAACGGCAAAGAGUCUACUUAGAGGAAUAAGAUAUGAAAUGGAUGUUGAGCAUCUUCCACCAUGAUAAAUUUCUUUCUCCUUCACAAACCUGUGUAUGAAUUCGGAGGCACCAACUGAACAUACAACUAAGAAACUUGGACAGUUCAGUGAAACAGCCAAAAAGUUGAGAAUCUAAGCAAGCAGACAGUUGGCAUCCUCGUUAAAUGUAAUCUUGUUAUCUUGUUGAUUUCACGAUCAAAAAAAUGCCUGUGCUAUGAGAUAUUUCCCCUUGUUUGGAAUGCCAGGGAAAGAACUUAGGUGCAAAAGAAUGCAGAUAUAGUAAUGUAUCUUAGUUUCUCAUAU